CAGGGCUGAUUGUACUGCUGUUUACGGUGGGCGUUGAGAACUUUUCUGCUGUUUUUUUUAGAUGGGAGGGUACACUGGACCCAGUCCUGGCACGUAUCGUGAGAAUGCAGUUUUCUCACCUGUGCCACUUUUAUGAGUUGUCACUUUUCACGGAGGAAAUACAAUACCCAAUCUCUGUCCCAACACAGUUCAACGCCAAACUGUGGACAAGUUUCGAACCCAGGGAGGAAACCAUCCAAUUUGAGCGCGCCCCACAGCUGGGGCGAAACGCAGCAGCAAACAAAUAGCAACUGCACAAGCCGGCGCCCCCCAAAACGGCGAUCAUAUCCAUCCUGUCGCCAGGAGACACGCAACGGCAUGCAGAGCUUCCGCCGCGCCCGGGAAGGCAGCGCGGCCGCCCAGCAGCGGGACGCCAUGCCCGCCGCCGGCCCCCGCCCCAAGCGCUCGGCGUCCAUGCCCUUCCACGGCGCCGGCGCCGCAAAGGGCCGGGACCCCUCCCCGGCCCCGGCGGCCGGCGGGCGCGCGCGGCUCCGCGACGAGCAGCUCCGCCAGCUCCGCGAGCUCUUCCUGCGCUUCGACCUGGACCGCGACGGGAGCCUCACCUUGCUGGAGCUCGCGGCGCUGCUCCGCUCCCUGGGCCUCCGCCCCGCCGCCGGGGACGAGAUCCACGCGCUCAUCGCCGCCAUGGACGCCGACGGCAACGGCACCGUGGAGUUCGACGAGCUCGCCUCCUCCCUCGCGCCGCUGCUCCUGGGGCCCUGCCGCCCCGCCGUCGCCGUAGACCAGGCGCAGCUCGCCGAGGCCUUCCGCGCCUUCGACCGCGACGGCAACGGCUUCAUCUCCGCCGCCGAGCUCGCGCGCUCCAUGGCGCGGCUGGGCCACCCCAUCUGCUACGCCGAGCUCACCGACAUGAUGCGCGAGGCCGACACCGACGGCGACGGCGUCAUCAGCUUCCAGGAGUUCACCGCCAUCAUGGCCAAGUCCGCCGUCGACUUCCUCGGCCUCGCCGCCUUGUGACUCUCGUUCCCUCCCUUCCCACCGGUCGGUCGAUUCCCCCCCUCCCUGUUCGUGCGCUCCGUGUCUCUUCCUCUCCAUUUCGCAAUCGCUAACGCAUUUACAGUCGAGCUGGAUUGAAUUGGUCGGGUGUAUUGUGUGAUAUGUGGAUGCGAUGGUGUAAAUAUGUUGCUCUAGUGCAUGUUCCAUUUGA
Messenger RNA from Panicum virgatum (switchgrass), 1207 nucleotides. Its product is annotated as probable calcium-binding protein CML12. The transcript has a single exon. Bases 133 to 1017 code for a protein of 294 amino acids. The record is from RefSeq and is a predicted model, not a curated record. Gene Ontology annotation, molecular function: enzyme regulator activity; calcium ion binding. NCBI's taxonomy places the organism in Eukaryota, Viridiplantae, Streptophyta, Magnoliopsida, Poales, Poaceae.